Molecule: messenger RNA, 1200 nt
Organism: Penicillium angulare
Lineage: Eukaryota; Fungi; Ascomycota; Eurotiomycetes; Eurotiales; Aspergillaceae
Product: cystathionine gamma-lyase CYS3
Exons: 3
Coding region: 1-1200 (399 amino acids)
Biological process (GO): transsulfuration
Cellular component (GO): cytoplasm
Molecular function (GO): pyridoxal phosphate binding; cystathionine gamma-lyase activity
Source: RefSeq, a predicted model, not a curated record
AUGGGAUCUAUCGAGAACGGUCACACUGCCGAGCGCCGGUUCGGAACUCUCGCAGUUCAUGCCGGUGCUCAUCACGACCCCACCACUGGUGCUGUUAUUGCUCCGAUUUCUCUGUCUACCACAUAUGCUCAGACCAGUGUCGGCAGCCCCGUCGGUCAGUAUGAGUACACUCGCAGCUCAAAUCCCAACCGUGACAAUUUCGAGGAGGCAAUUGCUGCUUUGGAGCACGCCAAAUAUGCGCUUGCUUUCUCCUCCGGUUCGGCCACCACUGCGGUCGUUCUGCAGUCCCUGGCUGCUGGUUCCCACGUAGUCUCAGUCUCUGACGUCUAUGGCGGUACCCACCGCUACUUCACUAAGGUCGCCAACACCCAAGGCGUUGAGGUGACCUUCACUCCUACUAUCCAGGAUGAUCUGGAGAAAUUGAUUCGUCCCGAGACUAAGCUCAUCUGGGUUGAGACCCCCUCUAACCCCACUCUGGGUCUCGUUAACAUUCGUGCUGUGGCUGAUAUCGCCCACCGCCAUGGUGUCCUGGUUGUCGUCGACAACACUUUCAUGAGCCCCUACGUCCAGAACCCAAUUACACACGGUGCCGAUAUCGUUGUGCACUCCGUCACCAAGUACAUCAACGGUCACUCUGAUGUGCUGAUGGGUGUUGCUGCUUUCAACUCCGACGCCCUAAAGGAGCGUCUCGGUUUCCUACAAAAUGCCAUCGGCGCUGUUCCCUCCGCAUUUGACUGCUGGCUCGCUCACCGUGGUCUCAAGACCCUUCAUCUGCGUGCUCGUGAGGCUUCCAAGAACGCCACCGUCGUUGCUCAGAUCCUCGAGGCUUCUCCUAAUGUCAUCUCCGUCAACUACCCCGGCCUUGAUUCUCACCCCCAGCGUACCAUUGCUCUCAAGCAGCACCGCGACGGUAUGGGUGGCGGCAUGCUGAGCUUCCGUAUCAAGGGCGGCAAGGCUGCCGCCCAUGACUUUUGCCAGCACACCAAGAUUUUCACGCUGGCUGAGAGUCUGGGCGGUGUUGAGAGUCUCUGCGAGGUGCCUGCUAGCAUGACCCACGCCGGUAUUCCCAAGGAAGACCGUGAGAUUGCUGGCGUCUACGAUGACCUUGUGCGCAUGAGCUGUGGUGUUGAGGAUGCCGAGGAUCUCAAGGCCGAUGUCCUUCAGGCUCUUGAAUUGGCUGUUGCUACUUCCAAGGCUUAG